Messenger RNA from Mercenaria mercenaria, 3286 nucleotides. Its product is annotated as annexin A7-like. The transcript has 15 exons. The record is from RefSeq and is a predicted model, not a curated record. Lineage: Eukaryota; Metazoa; Mollusca; Bivalvia; Venerida; Veneridae. Gene Ontology annotation, molecular function: calcium ion binding; calcium-dependent phospholipid binding. Gene Ontology annotation, cellular component: cytoplasm. Bases 173 to 2077 code for a protein of 634 amino acids.
UAACGACUCUAAUGCUGCAAGAAUAAUGUAACAGACUAUAACUUGAUUAAAUAACAUGCUGACCUCUGUCCCAAAAGUCAAGACUCUUUGGGUUCUUAAAUAAAGAGCACCAGUCCAGACCAGGAAGUGAACUUGACUACGCAAACAAAAAUAUUAUUAGAGUUGUGACACAAUGGGUAAACACAAGAAGCAUCAUUAUGGUCAUAAAAGUUCAUCAUCUUCAUCAAGCUCGAGUUCAGACAGUUCAGAUGGCGAAUACAAACAUUUACCUAAACAUGAACGAAAACGUAUGAAGAAACUAAGGAAGCAAAUGAAGAAGGGUAAAAUACCUCCAGGUUCAGUGCCAGGAAUGUACCCAGCAGGUGCUCAUGGUGUUCCACAUGGAAUGCCUCAUGGAGCCCAUGGCAUGCCACAUGGAGCCCCUCAUGGAGCUUACCCUGGCCAGCCAGCCUAUCCACCUGCAGGAGGAUAUCCGACAGGUGUAGCCCCACCUCCAGCGGGGUAUGCAGUCCCUCCAGGAGGACAGAUGUAUCCAGGUCAGGCUCCAGGAUACCCACAGAUGCCACCCAACCCUUCCUACCCAGCAGGUGGUGCAGGAGGUUUUGUUCCCCCUGGAGGUGCACCCCCACCACAGGGUUACCCUGGAGGUGCUUACCCCGGAAGCACUCCAGCACCAGCCCAGCCUGGCUCGGGUAUAACAGUUGGCCAGUAUGACUACACCAAACCUGCUGUGCCUGCUCCAGCAGGACAACCAGGGUAUCCAGGGGCUCAGCCAGGGUAUGCCCCACCACCAGGAGGACAACCAGGAUAUGCCCCACCACCAGGAGGUCAGCCAGGUUAUGCACCACCGCCAGGUCAACCAGGUUAUGCCCCACCACCUGGAGGUCAGCCUGGGUAUGCCCCACCACCUGGAGGUCAGCCAGGGUAUGUCCCACCACCAAGUGGUCAGCCAGGGUAUGCUCCACCACCAGGAGGCCAACCAGGGUAUGCCCCUCCUCCAGGGGGGCCGGUUCCUCCAGGGGGACAACCAGGGCAACCGGGUUUGAGUUCCCAGUUCCAGCAGCUCGGUAUCCAGGGUAACCUUGGCAUGCCUCGUCCUGUAAUUAGACCAGCUCAAAACUUCUCAGCAGAGAAAGAUGCUGAGAUCAUCAGGAAGGCCAUGAAGGGUGCAGGUACAGAUGAGCAGGCUAUUAUCAAUGUGAUUAGUCAGAGGUCAAACCAACAGCGUGUAAACAUUAUGAAUAUGUUUAAAACCAUGUAUGGCAAGGAUUUGAUUAAAGAUUUAGAGUCGGAGCUGAGUGGUGAUUUUCGUGAAACAAUAAUGGCCAUGUUCAGACCUGCAACUUUCUAUGACGCUUGGUCUCUUCACAAUGCCAUCAAGGGUCUGGGAACAAAGGAGGCGGCAUUGAUUGAGAUACUGUGUACAAGGACUAAUGCUGAAAUACGAGAAAUCAACAGCUGCUAUACACAAUAUUACCAGAGAUCUUUGGAGAAGGAUAUUGUGGAUGACACCAGUGGACAUUUCAAACGCCUUCUUGUCUCCUGCUGUCAGGCCAACAGGACAGAGCUGACACCAGACCAAUGGCAGCGUGUCCAGUAUGAGGGACCAGAAGCAGUGAUUGACCGUAAUCUAGCAAGAGAAGAUGCACAGAAACUCUUCCAGGCAGGAGAGAAGAAACUCGGUACAGAUGAGUCAGCAUUUUUGUCUGUCCUUGCUGUGAGACAUUAUUUUCAGUUAAGGGCAACAUUCGAGGAAUAUGUCAAGAUUUCUGGUCGAGAUAUCCUCAGUUCUAUAGACAGGGAGAUGUCAGGGGACCUUAAAGAUGGUUUCAUUGCUGUAGUAAUGAGUGCCAAGAACCGUCCUGAAUAUUUUGCUGACAAGUUGUACUCUGCCAUGAAAGGAGCCGGGACCCAUGAUUCUACACUGAUAAGGAUCAUAGUGUCCAGAUCUGAGAUUGACCUGCAGGAUAUCAAGGAGGCUUAUCUUGCCAAGUACAGGAAGACCCUGGCAACGGCUGUAGCUUCUGAUACCAGCGGAGAUUACAAGAGAAUUCUCCUAGCCAUAGUUGGCCAGUGACCAUGACAACAUGUCAGUUACAGCGGGUGUCAGUACUUGGUACUAGUUAUAGACUUGGGGCACAUGUACUACGACAUCUGACUGUUAUAGGCUAGCAAAUAUCUCAUGAUUUCCCUAUUUGGCCAAUGUUCAUCAAUCAAAUUUUCAUUUUAUAUCUGAGAAAUGCAAUAUUUUUAUGGUAUUACUUUUGUUCAGUGCCAAGGCUAUUAUUCAAAAUUGGCACAAAUAUGAAAAAUUUACAACUAUUUUUAUGAUUGCUGAAUUAUAAACAAAAUAAAAAGAAAUAGAAUAUUGUUUGCAUGCUUUCAACACACUUUCCAUGUUAAAAUCUGAUGAAUUUAAGCCCAGUUGCUUUUCUGCAGCUUUCAUAUAUUACUCUGUUACAUGUAUGCUAGUCUAGAUAAAGCAUUAUAUAAUAUUAGAUGUACAUAUCAAUUGGUUGUAUUAGUAUUCUUUUUUUGACCUGUACACUAUUUUACAUUCUUAUUACUUGUUAUACAUUGUUGUUGUAUAUUGUUGUGUUCAUCCUCAAAACCAGUCAGAAAUUUCUAAAAUUAAGUCUGAUCAGAUAAACUGUUUGGCUGAAUUUUAAAUCCGUCCUAAAUUUAAAGAGCAUUUUGAUGUUGUGUAGUUGUUUUUUAAGCCAAUGUCUGGGCAGUUUGUUGUCAUAAACUCCCAAAGAUUUUUCUUAUUUGUGAAUUUAUAAAAUCAACAGGGCUAUCUGUUUUUGAUUAAACAUAAUGUACUAGGGUAAAAUAAAAAAAAAUUUCGGAAGUGAUAUUUCAUAUGCAAUUACAAACUUGAUCACUGUUCGACACUGUGCACCAUAUAUCAGUUUGUAAAUUAUUUUGAUAUCAUGUUUACAUUUUGUUUUGCUAGUUUUGAACUUACAGACUCAAUAUGCAAAAAACACAUAGCAGCAACUGUAACCAGACAAACCAUAAUUAACUAAUAAUUCAGAUUUGUGUUUGGUGUUUUUGAAUUUUUUUUAGAAACUCCCUGGUUGUCAGUAAUGAAAUUUCACAUUAUGAAAUAAUUUAACUUAAAUAUUUUUCAAAACUUUAUAUCAGCUUGCGCAUGACAUAAACGAGUGUUUUAUACCAGUGCUAUGCAGUUUAUUUUGUCACUAUACAGUGCUUUUUUGUAUACAUGCAUAUUUCUUAAAUCAGAUCUUUGGAGCAUUGUGUAAUAAAUCUACCUUUAUCAGCA